This is a messenger RNA of Paramecium octaurelia, 1234 nucleotides long. The record is from the annotation of a GenBank genome assembly. NCBI's taxonomy places the organism in Eukaryota, Ciliophora, Oligohymenophorea, Peniculida, Parameciidae.
AAUGAGAAUCGCGGUUGUUUUACUCAUUUGUUUAGUAUUUUGUUAAGGUAUUCCAGUACAUAAGAAAUUUUUGUAACUAGAUGGGUAUUUGAUUAAGUGAAUAGUAGUUAAGAGAAUGAAGUUUAAUAUACAUCUGAGAAUUUAUAGGUUAUCGAGUAGAAGAGUCAAAAUAAAGAUGUUCAGAUUUUGGCAGCAUAAGAUAGUGAUUUGAUGAUUAAUUAAUUAGAGUCGUCUGAGAAAUCAGAGUCAUCAUAGUCGUUAGAUGAUGAAACCCCAUUAAAUAGUGCUUAUGUAUUUGAUUGAUAAUAAUGAAAGUUCGAAGAUGAUUAGAAUAAUAAUGAAAUCAUUGAGGAUGCUAGUUAAAACAUAGUGGAGGAUUUGAAAUUAAUAGGCUAAGUAGAUAAUAAUAAUAUUAUUGAUGAAAAUCAUCAAGUCAUUGACACUUAAUAAAACAUUCCUGAUUAAAGUGAAAACUAUGCAUCAGACACUAUGAAUGUUAAUGAUGAAAUCCAACAGGAAAUUUCAGAUCAAUAAAAUGUUUAAGAUACUGUUAGUAAUGAAGAUAAUUUUUAUGAUGAUUCAAUUGACAACAAUGAUACAUUAUAAGUCAGCGAGUCUGUCUCUUAACAAUUGAUUGCUCAAUCAAGUGAAGUACCAGAUCUUGCUAAUAUGGACGAAGAUCAAGUUACACAAUAAUUCACAUAACCUGAAUACGAAGUUCAACCAAACCAAAUUGAACAGACUAAUCAAUAAGAUCAAACUAUCAUUAUUGAUAAUCAACUAGAAAAAGAAGAAAACUAAGUACAACCUAAAAUUAUAGUUGUUGAAGAUCAAUCACAAAUACAAUCAAAUAAUUCAGGUCCCUAAUAAGUUAACAUCUAAUAAGAAGUUACUUCAGAAGAUCCAAAUAAUAUAGGCGACGUUAAUGUAGAGUAAUGUUCUCUAAUAUACUUAGAUAAACAUCUUAAUGUAUUGAAUUAUAUAGUUAAUGCUAUUACAAAGGAGAGACCAUGAAAGCUUGCAAUGACCUUGGAUAAAUGAAGUAAUUCAAUUCAAUAUUAUUGUCUUAUAGAGAUUUCCCAUACGAAAUUAAGUCUUUGAAGAUUCCUUAUGGAACAACUCUCACAAUCUAUGAUCAUCCAAAUUAUGAAGGAGAAAGACACACUUUCUCUAAAAAUGAAGAGUGUUUGGCAAAUGUAAUUGUUCUAACAUAAAUUACAUUUUGAAAUUUAUC